CCGGCCCACAUCAGACCACAGCAUGGUUUGCCCCACCCUGACCGUUGCCCCUCAGCGUCCACUUCCUGUCUUCUCCCAACCCCAAUACUUGCAAGAUAUUCGUAUCGUUGACUUUGAACAACAUAAAACCUUUAUUCAAACUACCAUGUCUUCUCAACAAGCACCCUUAUUUAUCAAGAUCAAACACGCCAACUCGACUCGGAAAGUCCGAGUACCCAAUCAACCUGCGCCCGUCUGGUCAAAGCUUUCGGCGGCGAUCGUCGACAGGUUCGGAAUCCCAGAGGGGCAACCGAUCGGCUUGCAAUACCUCGACCCGGAGGGCGACAUCAUUACCAUCUCUUCUCAAGUCGAGUUCGAUGAACUUUGGCACGAAAUCACUCUUGCUGCCAAACCCAACCAGAAGGGCGGUGUCGAUCAAAGGACUCUCAGCUUAGAGCUCAUCCUUAUCGAUCAUCAACCAACUCAGCCCAAGCCGUCCAGCGACCUCACCAAAGUUCAUCACCCGGAGGCCGGAUCAAUCUCGACAGAAGGGUCCACUUUCCAACUCAUUCCAACUCCUGCCGAUGGCUCAAGCACUUCAACUGUUGAUCCUGCCUCUGACUCCGCUCAUCAUGGCCCUGCUGCAGCCGAGGGCAAUAAUCCGAUCAAGGGUGCAAGUGACCCGACCCCUGGUACUGCAGCAUCUGACCCACCUGAAUAUCCGAUCAACACUUCGCCCUCCCCCAACAGUCGGAGCCCCCCCGUUGACUCGAACCUUGGUCUGUCUGCUCUGAUCACUGCGAUCGAUGCAAUCGCUCCCAAGCUACAGGAUACCCUUGGUGGCUAUGCACAGAUGAUAGUCGCAGGUGAGCGACCAGCUCAGCGAUACCUGUCGGGUCAU
This is a messenger RNA of Puccinia graminis f. sp. tritici CRL 75-36-700-3, 880 nucleotides long. RefSeq lists its product as uncharacterized. The record is from RefSeq and is a predicted model, not a curated record. The transcript is spliced from 2 exons. Gene Ontology annotation, molecular function: protein binding. The annotation marks the transcript as partial. NCBI's taxonomy places the organism in Eukaryota, Fungi, Basidiomycota, Pucciniomycetes, Pucciniales, Pucciniaceae.